GAAGGCGGCACGGGCAAAGCGGCAGUGGCUUGGUUUGGCUGGUACUUGGGAAUUCCCGUCCCCAACCCAACAACACCGUUCUGAUUUUUGAAGACAAACAAAACAAAACAAAACACUCUUGCCUUUGAGAUUCCUAAGCUCACCUCUACUCUCUCCCUUCACCCAGGUCCCUUCUUUUACUUUCCUUCAUUCUUCCCUUUUAUGUCUUCAAAUCUAUUCAUGCCAUUCUUUCACCUUUAAGUACCCUUUAAACUGGACUUUCUGCUCUUGUUUUAAGUCUCUUCUUCAAGCUUCUUUCAUCUCUCUCUCUCUCUAUGCCCCUUUUCUUUUUAUAGGGGAUUCUUGUAAUCAUGGAUGUAAAGACAAAGAGGAGAGGUGUUAUGGAGAACGGUGAUGGAGGGGAGGAUAUGGUUUUGGCUAAUUUGAUUGCAAAUGGGGAUGAUGUUGGUCCUCUUGUCAGGAUCGCCUUCGAAAUGGGGCGGCCGGAGGGGCUGCUUCGCCAGCUGACAUAUGUGGUUAAGGAGAAGGAAGCUGAAAUUGAGGAGAUGUGCAAGACUCACUACGAGGAUUUCAUCCUCGCGGUUGAUGAGCUUCGUGGCGUGUUGGUUGAUGCUGAGGAGCUGAAGGGUGAGCUCCAGAGUGACAAUUUUAAGUUGCAGCAGGUUGGCAGCGCCCUUCUUGCCAAGCUUGAAGAGCUUCUUGAGUCUUAUUCUGUUAGGAAGAAUAUGACUGAAGCUAUAGAAAUGUCGAAGAACUGCAUACAGGUGUUAGAGCUUUGUGUCAAGUGUAACAAUCACAUUUCUGAAGGUCAGUUUUAUUCUGCACUGAAAACUUUGGAUUUGGUUGAGAAAAGUUGCUCACAGAAUAUUCUUGCUAAGGCACUCAAAAUGGUCAUAGAGAGGAGGAUUCCUGUUAUAAAAUUGCACAUUGAGAAGAAGGUAUGCAGUCAAGUUAAUGAAUGGAUGGUCGAGAUAAGGAGUUCUGCUAGAAAUAUUGGGCAAACAGCAAUUGGUCGUGCUGUGACAGUUCGUCAGAGGGACAUGGAAAUGCUAGAACAGCAGAGGAAGGCAGAGGAGCAAAGUGCUUCCGGACUAGGUGAUCUAGCUUAUACUUUGGAUGCUGAAGAAUUCGAAGAAGAUUCAGUUUUACAGUUUGAUCUCACACCACUUUAUCGUGCUUGUCAUAUUCAUGAUUGUCUUGGUAUCCGAGAGAAGUUUCGUGAAUAUUACUAUACUAACAGAUUGUUACAAUUGAAUUCAGACCUGGAGUUAUCUUCAGCACAACCUUUUGUUGAAUCAUACCAGACAUUUUUUGCUCAAAUUGCCGGAUUCUUUAUAGUGGAGGAUAGAGUCCUUAGAACUACUGGGGGGCUCCUGUUAGCUGAUCAGGUUGAAACAAUGUGGGAGACAGCUAUGGCUAAAAUGACAUCACUGUUGGAGGAGCAGUUCUCUUGUAUGGAGUCUGCCCCUCAUCUUCUCCUGGUGAAAGAUUAUGUUACUCUGUUUGGGUCUACUCUUAGGCAAUAUGGAUAUGGAAUAGCCACACUUAUUGAUGUUCUGGAUAGCUGCUGUGACAAAUACCACUUGCUUCUUUUGGAAGAAUGUCGGCAACAAACUGUUGAUGUCUUUGGCAAUGACUCUUAUAAGCAAAUGGAGAUAAAAAAGGAAAUUGACUAUGAGAAUAUAGUUUUGUCAUUUAAUCUUCAAACAUCAGAUAUAAUGCCUGCAUUCCCAUACAUUGCACCAUUCUCCUCCAUGGUACCUGAUGCAUGUCGCAUUGUGAGAUCCUUUAUUAAAGGAUCUGUUGAUUACUUGUCUUAUGGCAUACAUUUGAAUUUCUUUGAUUCUGUGAGGAAGUAUUUGGACAAGUUCCUGAUUGAUGUACUAAAUGUAACUUUACUUGAGAAAAUCAAUAGUGGCAACAUCAGUGUACCUCAACUCAUGCAGAUUGCUGCAAACAUAGCUGUUCUUGAAAGAGCUUGUGAUUUUUUCCUUCGACAUGCGGCCCAACUAUGUGGCAUCCCAGUCCGAUCGGUUGGCAGGCCUCAAGCUACUUUAACUGCAAAGGUGGUCUUCAAGACAUCCAGGGAUGCUGCUUUCAUUGCCUUACAGAGUUUGGUAAACACAAAAAUAAAUGAGUUUAUGACCCUUGUUGAAAGCAUUAACUGGAUUUCUGAGGAGACAAAUGAGGGUGGACAUGAUUACAUACAUGAAGUGAUCAUUUACCUUGAGUCUAUCAUGUCCCCAGCGCAACAAAUUUUACCCUUGGAUGAUGUGUACAGAGUCGGGAGUGGUGCUUUUGAGCACAUUUCAAAUUCCAUAGUGGCGGCUUUCUCUAGUGAUGGUGUCAAAAGGUUUAAUGCAAACGCAGUUAUAAAUAUUGAAUAUGAUGUUCAGAUCAUAGAGAAUUUUGCAGAGGAAAGAUUCUAUUCUGCUGGUUUGGGAGAAAUAUACAGUGAAGGUAGUUUUAAGAACAGCUUGGUAGAAGCGCGGCAGUUAGUCAAUCUUUUGCUAAGUAGUCAACCUGAGAACUUCCUGAAUCCAGAUAUAUGGGAGAAAAAUUAUUAUGCACUUGAAAUUAAGAAAGUGGCUGUCAUCCUUGAUAAGUACAAGGAUUCUCCAGAUGGGAUCUUUGGAAGCCUUUCUAACAAAAGUUCAAAGCAAAGUGCUAGAAAGAAAUCAAUGGACGUGCUCAAAAAGCGACUUAAGGAUUUCAAUUGAUGAGAUUUGGAAACAUUAUUUCAUGAUUCAUGGAAUGUAGGGUAUAGUUGAAGUAUUUUGCUUCUUCUCUUGUGGACAUUUAACUUCAUAAUGAACGUGUUUCUAUAUUUUUCUUACUUGUUUGUGCCUUAAAUCUCUAUAUUCUGGUUAUGUGCGUCAUUUGAAUGAAUUUGUCAUGGAACAUUGUAAAUGUUUAUUACUGCUUCUGUGACUGAUCUUUCAUGGAACCAACAAUGGGGAAAUCCAGAAUCCUUAAUGUUUGUA
Molecule: messenger RNA, 2984 nt
Organism: Cajanus cajan (pigeon pea)
Lineage: Eukaryota; Viridiplantae; Streptophyta; Magnoliopsida; Fabales; Fabaceae
Product: exocyst complex component SEC15A
Biological process (GO): intracellular protein transport; exocytosis; Golgi to plasma membrane transport
Cellular component (GO): exocyst; membrane
Source: RefSeq, a predicted model, not a curated record